CGUUGCAGGCGUGCGGAACAUGUCGAAUCAAUUGUUUUUUCUCAGCCUCGCGGACAUAUUCUCCGUUUAUCCGGCCAUCUUCAAGGAGCGCAGCAAGCAGCUGCGCAAGACCAAGCAAAUCUAUCUGCCCAGCGACGAGGAGUGGCAGGACAAGAUGUACUUCAUGCUGCUCGAGAUACAGCGCCAGGUGAACGAAUCCUCCGACGUGAACAUCUCGCUCAAGGACAUCGACAAGCGCGAUAAGCCCGCCUUCGAUCCGGAGCGCAUCACAAAGAUCGUCUCGCCCUGCAUCAGUCCGAAUGGCCGUCGGAGUCGCGUGCUCAAGCAUUGUCAUGCGACUACAGUGAAGAUUCGUCUGAAGUCCAGUGCCCGCUGGAAUCUGCCGACCAUUGCCAAUGCAGCCAAACUGCUAAGGAAACCCGCUCUGCCCGUUGUCUUUCAGAAUGAGCAUGAGAUGCGCCUGGCUUACUCGCUAAUCUAUGACGUCUUUCGCUAUAAAUCAGUGUUGUGUAACGCCUUAUCGGACAUUUGCUUCUUCGAACAGGAGCGCUAUAAGAAGUACCGUGACGAUGAGCAGCGCAUUUGGCUGAUGCUCUUCGAGCUGUACGAUCGCCAUUUCAGGAAUCGCAACUCGGAAUACCAAGCCGAGCAGACGCAACUGUACAAGGAGGCGGAGGUAACAGAAAUUGCUGAUGUGCUUUGGCAGCAUCGCAUACGCCUGGCUGCGUCCAUAUCGCGCAUGCGAAUUGGCGUUGGCGCUUUGCGCAUCUCCCAGCUGCUGCCCAUUCAUCUGCAGAACGAGAAGGUGGCCAUAGCUGCGGCCAAUCCUGUGGUCACCGGCUGGAUCAAUCCAUUUCUGCUACGCAACAAGACGGAGGCCAAUAAAAUACUGGUGGAGAUGGGCUUUACGGUCCACGGGCCGGAUGAUGAGCAGCCGCUGCUCGAGCAACACUGCAAAUGGGAUAACAUCUGUCCGCUGGUCAUCUCCAUCAUACCCAAGAAUCGCAGCGAGUUCACCAAGUCAAAGCUGAUGACCGAACAUUAUUUUAUCAUGCAGGAUAAAAACUUUUCCUAUGGUCCGGCUAUAAUGUCCAAGCUCAUGGACUACUUUGAGCUAUAUGGUGACAUUCUGCAAACCCAUGUGGACUCGCCACGUGCCACUGCUUACCUGGCUGCACUUGUUUACUCUGUGAAUCGCGUGAAUAACUUUUAUGUGUAUGGCGUGGGUGCCAGUCUCAAGGACUAUCGCCGAUAUAUGGAAACUAUAGGCGUGAACAACAUACGACUCUUUGGCGAUGCCUUCACUUCGUUUCCCAUGGAAUCCAAUCGCUUUCGCAAUGUUGUGGGCGUGUUUGCCACGCCUCCAAACUCUUUCAGCGCCAUCUCUGAUCCCAUAGACUUGAUAUGCUCGCGUGGCGGAGAUCUGAGCAUGUUGGAAGUGCUCACCGAAUCGGAGGUCAGCGAUGAGGGUAAGACGCGAGUCGGCUGCAUACUCGAGGAGCAGCUGCUCACGCUGACCAUGUCCAUGUCCCGUCCUCAAGUGCAGUUCGUGCUCUAUCAAACGCAUUCGAUAGUCAGCACUGAGAAUGAGGAUAUGGUGCAGCAUGUGCUGGGCGUGAUCAAUAAGCUGGCUUUAGAGAAACAUCGUCAUGCCUACAAGGAGAUGAAGAGGCUGGAAGCCCUUGCCGAGGCGGAGGCAGCUAAUAUACCCGCUGCAGCAAUGCCCAAGGAAUCGCCGCGCAAAAAGGAUAAGAUCAGCGCCGAGGAUAAACGCAAAUCCCAGCCAGAGCUUGCAGCCAAACAGGGUGACCCAGCGACUCCUGCUGUGCAGCUGCCGCGAGUGGACAGCAUUGAUUUGAUUGUUACGCCGGAUAUCGAUGAAUUCGUGCAGGACAUCGUGCCCGACAUCUGCAUCAAUCAGGACAACUGCAUCGAGCAUCUGUCGACGGGCAGCUACCUCUCACUCAUACGUCGCAAGACACUGACGCAGCUUAAUGAAAAGUAUCUCAUACGCAUGGCCGAGCGGCGUGGCCUCUUCGGCAAGCCGGAAAAGGAUAAAACGAGGACGCGCGGCGUGAAGCUGCAGGAGGUCAACGAACCAACGCUGCCAGAUGCCAACUAUGACAGCUGCUCAGCCGGCUCACGCAGCGGGCAACAGCAUGCGGGCCGACUGCAACAUCAGCGCGCGACCCACUCGAGCGCCAUACGCUCGCACCUGACAAAGGUGUCGACCACGCAGCGGCAUCCGAUCGCCUUCAAUUUUAGGAGGCGCGAGUGCAAACGCUUCUACGUCUUGCCCGUUUAUAUGCAUAGCACAAAGCAGAACAGUCGCCUCUGGUGGCAGUAUGCCUUCAAGUGUGUCACUCGACGUGGCAGCGAUGGCAUCUGGAGCCCGAAUUUGAAGUUUAAGCUGCACUGCAAGCGUCAGCUGCGCAUACGGAAGCUGCGACGCAUCCGCUGGUCGAAUAGGCAGCCGCUACACCUGCACAUUGCCGACAUUCAGCUGGUGUGCCAGGUGCGCGGUUACAGUAAGUAG
This is a messenger RNA of Drosophila hydei, 2536 nucleotides long. RefSeq lists its product as uncharacterized. The transcript is spliced from 10 exons. NCBI's taxonomy places the organism in Eukaryota, Metazoa, Arthropoda, Insecta, Diptera, Drosophilidae. The coding region runs from base 20 to 2536 and encodes 838 amino acids. The record is from RefSeq and is a predicted model, not a curated record.